Molecule: messenger RNA, 592 nt
Organism: Spodoptera litura
Lineage: Eukaryota; Metazoa; Arthropoda; Insecta; Lepidoptera; Noctuidae
Source: RefSeq, a predicted model, not a curated record
GUUUUUGUUAAUCGGUUACUGAAACAGAAUGGUCGGAAGGAGAGAGCAUAGUGUUCAGAGAAUAUUUGUAGUGAUCUUAGCUGUACUUAUUUCAUCAUCACACAGUUUUAGAGUAGAAUUUGUAACAGGCGAACUGAGACGUGUUCCUCCGUUGGUCAUCAAGAAAUUCUCACAGAUCUCCCCAGUUUACAUCAACAUCAGAUCUGAAGACACAUCUCUUACCAGGGAUCUCUUAAACUCACUACACGCCAAACCGCCAACAAAGCGCUCUAUUAUAACCAAACAGCAACCAUCAAGAAAACAUCGACGAUCCUUAUUUUCAGUUCCAAAGCUUUCCCUCGUACCUUAUAUUCUACCUUGGAUUCCGAAAACUCCACUCCUUCCUAUAUUCCCGAGCUUGGUUCCCCUACCUCCCCCGGGUCCCAUAAAACCUCCGUUGACUACAAUGCCCAACAUCUUUGAUUGGGACAAAGCUGAACCAGGCGUCCUCGAAAAACUGAUUAGGCUGAGGCAACGAGGAGCGUUAACUACGGAAGAGUAUCUUAAAUUCAAGUAUUUGCUUCUAAAGAAAUAAAUUUAGUACUAAAUUAAU